Molecule: messenger RNA, 1889 nt
Organism: Caenorhabditis sp. 36 PRJEB53466
Lineage: Eukaryota; Metazoa; Nematoda; Chromadorea; Rhabditida; Rhabditidae
Source: the annotation of a GenBank genome assembly
AUGAUGCGGUUACUAGCUCUUCUAUUUCUCCUGAUUUCCACGUCAUUCGUGGAUUCCUACAAGAUCCUCUUCUACACGAAUUUGUUCGGUCACAGCCAUGUGAAAAUGUUGGGUGCCGCUGCCGAUGUUCUGACGGAAGCCGGGCAUGAUGUGGUGGGCAUUGCAACUCUUGGUUCUCAAAAUCUAUGGAGUCCAUUCCAGACAGUCCUUCUGUCAGUCCUAGAAUCAAAUCUUCGCAACAGAACCUCUCUGAAAUCGACGAAAAAGACAAUAAUCAUAGAGCAAGCCGCGGAUAUCAAAGAGUUGAUGGAGGAAAUGUUCGCGUACAUGGCCGAAAUGUGGACUGCCGACAACGGAAACCCUUUGGUGAUUCUGAAUGUGAGUGCAUUGUAUACGAAAUGAACGCGUUGCUGAUGUUAAGGCACAGGAGACUGAGAUGAUGAUCAAAACGUGCGGGGGACAGUGCAAGAAAGUGCUCUCGGAGCCCGGUCUUAUUGAGAAGUUGAAGGCGGAAAAGUUCGAUUUGGCAAUCACAGAACCGUUUGACAUGUGCGCUUAUGGUAGGUUACUGCUGCUUUUGCUACAGAAAUACAUGUUCAUGUAACACUAUUUAUUGCGAGUUUCUUGAUCCAUUCCCCAAUUCCAGCUCUUUUCGAAGCCAUCAACAUCCGUGCACACGUGGGAAUCCUCUCCUCUUGCCGCUACGACCAUGUGAGCAGGACCAUUGGCCAGCCGAUUGCAGCCAGUUACGUGCCAUCUGGAGAGUCGACGAUGGGAGAUCGGAUGACCAUGAGCGAACGAUUCUGGAACUUUCUUCAGUCUUUUACAGCUGAUUACUUCUUUUCAGUCGUUGGAGAUGCCGAGUUUGAAAUCGCCAAGACCGUUGUGCCCAUCAAGAGAUCUUGGAGGGUUGGUUAUAGUUUUGAAUCGUAUAGGGAAGUACACAUUUUCAGGAGACGCUACCAGAAGCCACGUUCAUUUUGUCAAAUCAAAUCGCUUUGCUAGACUUUCCGGCGCCGACAUUUGAUAAAAUCGUUCCGAUCGGAGGACUGUCAGUGAAAACAGAUAAGGAACAUCUCAAACUUGAUGAAAAGUGGUCGAAGAUCUUGGACAUUCGGAAGAAGAACGUCUUCAUCUCAUUUGGAUCAGUCAUAAGUUCCAAAGACAUGCCCCCGGAGUUCAAGGCGUCGUUUCUGAAAGUGUUCGCCUCGAUGCCGGACACCACGUUCAUCUGGAAGUACGAGAACGCGUCGGAUCCUCUCGUGGAGCACCUGGACAACGUGUACCUGGGCGAGUGGUUGCCCCAGAACGAACUGCUCGCCGAUCCGAGACUGAGUGUAUUCGUGACGCACGGCGGACUCGGAUCGGUCAUCGAGUUGGCGAUGAUGGGCAAACCGGCUGUGAUGGUGCCGCUGUUCGCCGAUCAGGGACGGAAUGCGAACAUGCUGAAGAGACACGGCGGAGCGGCGGUGCUCGAUAAGAACGGACUGGCGGAUGCGGAAUUGGUGAGACGCACUCUCGAGCACGUCAUCGCGGAGGAGUCGUUCCGGCGGAGUGCACUCAGGUUGGCGGAGAUGCUUAGGAAUCAGCCGACCAGUCCCCAAGAGACACUCCUCAAAUAUGUCGAGUUUGCGGCGAGGUAACUGUUUCAUGAAGCUUUGAACUCGCGGGCACACUUUUAAUUUGAAUUCAGGCUCAAUUUUACUUAUUUCAGGUUCGGCAAGCUCCCCUCUCUGGACAACUACGGCCGCCACCAGUCGUACAUCGAGUACUUCUUCCUCGAUAUCAUCGCCAUCUCCCUUCUAGUCAUAACCAUAACCAUUUACAUAUUGUACACUAUUCUCCAAUUUUCCUUCAGGAAACUGUCGAGGAAAUCAAAACAGGAAUAG